ACUGGUUCGCAGAGCAAAAAAGUUUCCUCCGUGUAGACAGAUGUUUGCACUCUCUAUCCUUGGGUUGUGUGCACACAGAAAUCUGAGAAUCGCGUUUCACGUGUGAGCGCACGGAGGGUUGGACACACUGAAGGAGCUUCGGGAGACAAAGAGACGCUUUACCGUGGAAGCAUAAAGUGAGAGAGGGAUACAGAAAAGAAAGGGAGAGAGAGAUCUUAUCUCACUCUCCCAUUUACAGUUUACCAAGGAUCGCAUCCAGCGGCUAUCUCCACACUGCAAUAGCAGGACAAUGUCUAGUAAAGCGACUUUAGCCUUACUCAUCUAUGGAAUCAUAAUGCAUUACAGCGUCAACUGCUCGCCUAUGGGGCUUAGCUAUCCUAACGUUAGACUUAACAAUGAGGUUUAUGACGAGGAUGGAAAUUUUUUACCGGACCUGACUUUUGACAGUGAUCAAAUUGCUUUGCGAAGCCUGCCGUCUGUUGCUGACGACGUGUAUAAGUUAUACUACCCACCGGAAAAAAGAACGGAAAGGCAUGCAGACGGAAUGUUUAAUAAAGCCUACAGGAAAGCGCUGGGUCAGUUAUCAGCAAGGAAAUAUCUUCAGUAUCUGAUGACAAAACGUGUAGGCGGAGGCAACACCAUGGAAGACGACUCUGAGCCCCUGUCCAAAAGGCACUCGGAUGGAGUGUUUACGGACAGCUACAGCCGUUACCGAAAGCAAAUGGCAGUCAAGAAAUACCUGGCGGCCGUCCUGGGGAAAAGCCCUGAAGACAUAGGUUUUCACCAUAUUCUACAAGACAUAGACUUUGAUGUCCUCCUGGAUGGGGAUGAGUUUGAGGCAAUUUUGGGAGACUGGCUGAAACAGUUCUCUCCCGAAUUUCCGGUGAGUCCCUGGCUCUUUCCCGAGGCCAUGUCUUGAGGGAUACCUUCUGUCCCUCCCUCUUUAUUCUCACCUAAACCUUCCCCUGUGAUUUUCCACUCCGAACACACAACCCGAUCUCCUUCUCUCCUCAUUUGUGCUCCUGUCUCUCCUGAGAUGUUGUACAUGCAACUGUAUCUCUAUUCACAACUAUAUACUGCAUGGCAGACAUGCAUGUACAGUAUGUAUGAAUGUGAAUAUGGAUGCAAUAUAAACAGCCCUUGGUGUUAUGCAUAGAUAUGUUGUACAUAUCAAUGUUAAUGGCUAUAAAUAUGUAUCUAAAUUCCUUGGAAACAUCCUAUAGGAGGAUGUGAAAAUGAUGCUAAACAUUAUCGUAAAAUAAAUAAGUAAUGGUUUGACCAAACAUGGCUUUAGAAGCUUACAGAUGGCAGUCAUCCAUUUUGAUGGUCCUUUGAGGACAAUGGUGGGGACACUAAUGAGAAAGUCCCUCUUUACAUGACAUGAGGACCAGAGUGCUUUUGAGGUUUUUCUUUCUUUCCUUCCUCCUCUUUGUUGUAAUUGAAAACAAGCCUACACCUUUGAACUUGUGCAAAGUACCUAUCUUGUGUUCCUCUCUAGUGCUAU
Molecule: messenger RNA, 1504 nt
Organism: Hypomesus transpacificus
Lineage: Eukaryota; Metazoa; Chordata; Actinopteri; Osmeriformes; Osmeridae
Gene: adcyap1a
Product: adenylate cyclase activating polypeptide 1a
Exons: 6
Coding region: 290-919 (209 amino acids)
Biological process (GO): neuron projection development; positive regulation of transcription by RNA polymerase II; positive regulation of GTPase activity
Cellular component (GO): extracellular region; neuron projection; perikaryon
Molecular function (GO): neuropeptide hormone activity; peptide hormone receptor binding; pituitary adenylate cyclase activating polypeptide activity
Source: RefSeq, a predicted model, not a curated record